This is a messenger RNA of Asterias rubens (European starfish), 576 nucleotides long. RefSeq lists its product as uncharacterized. The transcript is spliced from 5 exons. The record is from RefSeq and is a predicted model, not a curated record. Lineage: Eukaryota; Metazoa; Echinodermata; Asteroidea; Forcipulatida; Asteriidae. Bases 77 to 421 code for a protein of 114 amino acids.
CGUUUCCAUAUCAUAUGUGGUAACCCUUCUUCUCAGGAUUCCAAAGUACAGUGAACGGCAAAAGAGCGCCUUCCAGAUGCGCAAGGAGGAAGGGAGGUCGGUCUUCAUGGCCUCAUUCCAAGAGAAACAACUGCUACUUGAGGAGAGGAAAGAAAACACUGCCCCCAAGCCGGUUUCCAAUGCAUCAGCUUUCUACAGUAGAGGGCGCCAGAUUGCUGGUUACUCUGCCACGGAUGCAUUGCUACAAUCAAGGCAAACCAACUCUAACGUUACCCCUGGAUUCCUGAGCGUCUCUAACUCAAAGAGGUUGUACCCGAUCACAAGCUACCCGGCUGGAGGCAGAAGAGCAUCCCCACAGCAGUCAAGACGUCUCAGAUCAGUCUACAAGGAUUCUCAAAUCUUGGUAAUACGUGUUACAUGAACGCCAUUCUCCAGUCGCUAUUCUGUCUGGAAUGCUUCACUGCAGACAUGCAGAAUCAAGACAUCAUUCCACUCAUGCAGAAAUCAAGUCUCUACUGGUAAGACAUUUUGGGCCCCUCACGAUUGAGACUUGUCAGAGAAGAUGUGGCGUAAACA